GCUGUGGAACUAGACUUGUGAAGUGUUUGUGGCGGAGUGGGGGUGUGAGCCUCGAUCUUUCCCGAGAGGCGCCUCUGUGCCACGUGACCGCAGCAGAAGUCUCGCGCUGCUUGGGCUGUUGGAGGGGCGCCUCGAUCUUGCCGCCAUCCUGAGCGGAGCUGAGGCUGCUGCGUUGUGGUUGGCGGUCGCGCCCGCUUGUCAUCUCCGCCGACUUUAGCUGGAUUCCUCGGGGGCGGGGAGGAAGCUAUCUCAAGCAGCUUCUUUUGUCAUCUUCUAGCUAUGCCAGAGGAGUGGAUUGGCCCUAAACCCAAAGCCUAAUGUACAUCAGAAACGAAAUAAGAGUCUUUAAAGAGAUCUCGAAUGAGAAAAUCAUUGUGAAGUAGGGUGACAGGAAAUGACAAUUACGAAACAAAAGAUGAGCAAGAACAAAGAAGAUGCUCCCCAUGAGUUGGAAAGCCAGUUCAUAUUACGUUUACCUCCAGAACAUGCUUCUACUGUGAGAAGGGCAAUACAGUCUGGAAGUGUCAACCUGAAAGAUAAAUUAACCAUUGAAUUGCAUGCAGAUGGACGUCAUGGAAUUGUUCGAGUAGACCGUGCCCCAUUAGCAGCUAAGGUGGUUGACCUGCCCUGCAUUACUGAAUCCUUGAAAACCAUAGAUAAAAAAACCUUUUACAAGACAGCAGAUAUCUGCCAGAUGCUAGUGUGCAGUGUGGAUGGGGAUCUUUACCCACCUCCAGAAGAGCCAGUUGCCACUACUGAUCCGAAAGCAAGUAAGAAAAAAGAUAAGGACAGGGAGAGGAAAUUCAUCUGGAACCAUGGUAUCACUCUGCCACUUAAGAAUGUCAGAAAGAGAAGGUUCCGUAAAACAGCCAAGAAGAAGUACAUUGAAUCGCCAGAUGUGGAAAAAGAAGUAAAGAGGCUUCUCAGUACAGAUGCAGAAGCUGUCAGUGCCCGAUGGGAAGUAAUUGCAGAAGAUGAAACAAAGGAAGUAGACAACCAGGUUUCCUUAGCAGGUCUAGAUAUUUCCUCUCCAGGAAUGAGUGGUCAUAAGCAGGGCCAUAGCUCCUCAGAACAUGAUGAGCUUAGGGAGAUAUUUAAUGAUAUUAGCAGCAGUAGUGAAGAAGAAGAUGAGAGAGAUCCUCAUGAUGAAGAAGAUAUAAACAUCAUUGACACUGAAGAAGACCUAGAGAGGCAACUACAAGACAAGCUUGAUGAAUCUGAUGAGCAGCGCCAAGAAAAUGAGGAAACAAAUCAGAUGGUAGUGGGAAUUCAGAAGCAGAUUGAUAUAAUGAAAGGUAAACUCCAAGAGACCCAAGUGAGAGCAAAACGACAAGAAGACCUCAUCAUCAAAGUAGAAAAUCUGGCACUCAAGACUCGUCUUCAGGCUGUUUUGGUUGAACUCAAACAGCAGGAAGAACGAGAGAAGCAACAGCUCAGUUCCUUGCAGGAACAGCUAGAAUCACUCCUGGAGAAAUAAGAGUCCCCUGCUUGCAAAUUCACUGUUGUCCUCGUGUUGGUAAUUGUCUUACAUCACAUCCUUUGGAUUGAGUCCAAUAUAGAUUGUUAAUACGGAUAUUUGAUUUCACCAUUUUUCUUUGGCCUAGUUUGAAUUCAUCCCAUUUCUUUCUCUAUAACUGUUUUUUGCUACAAACUUCUAUACUAAUAAGUAAAAGGUGUCAAGUAAGGGAAGAGUAGUUGUAGAAGAGUAUUGGGAUUAAUGACUUAAAUUAGUUCAACCUCUAUAAUUCCUAUACUUAUUCCAGGGCUUUGCUUCUCAGUAUGAAAAUUUAUUAUUGCUUUGUGGUAAGAACCAAUUUAUAUUUGAGUAUAGAUGCUGUAAAGCUUGCUUUGGGAUAUAUUUUAGUUUCUUAACUGGUUUAGGUAACUCUUCCUGUGGAGCUGCAAGUCAUAUAUAUAUAGUGUUAGAUAAUUGCCAUAGCAAAUAAAAAUGGCAAUCAUUCAUGUCUAACAACCUACUGGGCAUUUAUCGCCAUUUUUUUUUUUUUUUUACUUCAUUAAUGUUGAUAUUCAGUGGAUAAUGAGGUUAUUUUUAUGAUAUGUUAGAAUCUUUGAUUUUUACAAAAGAGUGAUAGGCCUUAUUUGGCAACUUUAAGGCCACAUUUUUUUUUCUCCCCUUUGUGGGUGAUAAAACUGCUAUUUGGUUUUCUAGUGUUAUGUACGUUUUUGUUUAACUCUUCGACCCACUUGGAAUUUAUUAUAAUAGGGUUCCAAGUUCAUUCUUAAUGUUAUAAUCUGAUUUUUUCCAACUAUAUUAAAGAAUGAUUUGACUCCCUA
Molecule: messenger RNA, 2295 nt
Organism: Sarcophilus harrisii (Tasmanian devil)
Lineage: Eukaryota; Metazoa; Chordata; Mammalia; Dasyuromorphia; Dasyuridae
Product: transcription initiation factor TFIID subunit 7
Exons: 3
Coding region: 395-1477 (360 amino acids)
Biological process (GO): transcription initiation at RNA polymerase II promoter; RNA polymerase II preinitiation complex assembly
Cellular component (GO): transcription factor TFIID complex
Molecular function (GO): RNA polymerase II general transcription initiation factor activity
Source: RefSeq, a predicted model, not a curated record